AUAAGGCUGCGUCAAUUCCUGAGGGACAAAACGAACUCAAGAGAAACCAGCUUCGAGAACUGGCCACGUUGAAUGGUACUCUGCGUGAUGAUGAAAAUCAGGCCUGUCAAAACUGUGGUCAAAUUGGCCACCGGAAGUACGAUUGUCCCGAGAAGCAGAACUUCACGGCCAACAUCAUUUGCCGCGUCUGUGGCAACGCCGGUCACAUGGCUCGAGAUUGUCCUGAUAGACAGAAAGGUGCUAGUUGGCGUAACGACGGUCCUCCUCGUGCUGCUGCUGGUCGCAUAGGCAGUGGAGAUGCCGUCGAUCGUGAAUACGAGCAAUUCCUUGAAGAACUUGGAGGUGGCUCCAGCGGAACUCCAGCUCGUAUCGAAGCAGCACCUGGUUCUUAUAACAACGGCAAUAGUGGUGGUGACGCAAAGCCUUGGCAACGAGGUCCGACAGGCGCUGCUGCUCCAUGGCGUUCUCGCAACAACGAUCAGAACAACGAAAGUGGAGGCGGUGGCUCUGCUCCCUGGCGCGACCGCCAUCGUGGCAAUGACAACCACGGAGGUGAUUACUACGGUGGUCAAGGUCAGAACUAUAACAGUGGUUCAGCCCCCGGAGCAGCUGCGCCUUGGCAUCAAGCCUCAAGCGGGCAGCCUCAGUACCCCAGCUAUCCCGGCUAUUCAGGCUAUGGUGCAGCUCCUGGUAUGGGACCUCCUCCUGGUCUUGCUCCUCCGGGAGGUUCUCUCGGUGCUCCGCCUGGACUACCACCAGGAAACAUUAAUGCUCUAAUCCAGCAAUAUUCCAACGGAGCGGCACCUCCCCCUCCGCCGCCUAGUGGUGAUGCUCCUCCGCCACCUCCCGGUGAUCAGCCGCCGCCACCUCCUCCUGGUGCUUGAGCGUGGGAAGCAUACAGAACAACCUGUCGUACCGAUACUAACUUGCUUGACCUUGGUACACUGUAUCCAGCUCAAUUUGCCUUGUACU
Messenger RNA from Daldinia decipiens, 972 nucleotides. RefSeq lists its product as uncharacterized. Lineage: Eukaryota; Fungi; Ascomycota; Sordariomycetes; Xylariales; Hypoxylaceae. The transcript is spliced from 2 exons. The coding region runs from base 207 to 884 and encodes 225 amino acids. The record is from RefSeq and is a predicted model, not a curated record.